AUGAGCGGCAGGGGUCAAGAUGAGCAGCCGACUGGGCCAGAAACAUCGUCAUCUGAUGCAAAGCUGCUUGGAGAUGACGCAGCAUUGGAGGCUACGUCGCUGGAGGCACUCGAAAGCGACUUCGAAGAAGUGCUAGCAGAGCUGGAAGGUGAUAAAAGCUUGGAGCGAUUUCGUCUCGAAUACGAGAAACUGCACCGAGCGUUGAAGAAGUCUAAUGGGCAGGAAAAGAAGCUCAUUAAGAAAUGUCGUGAGUUAAAUGCUGAGAUCAUCAACAAUGCUGCCAAGGUACAGACAGCUCUCAAGCUCUCGCAGGAGGAUCAGGCCAGUAUCGCAUCAUUGAAGAAAGAGAUGGAGAAGGCGUGGAAAAUGGUGGAUGCGUCCCACGAGAAAGAACUUCGUGCCAAGGAGACGAUUCAGCAGCUCAAGGAUGAAAUUGUCAAUCUUGGUCGCCUCGUGGAGCAAGGGACUGGACUAAGCGCUGGACAGGAAAGUAUGUUGAAGGAGGUUAUGCGUGCCAAGGAGGAACUGAUGCGGGCCAAUGAGGAGCACGAAGUCAACGCUAAGAAGGACCACGAAAGGAUCCAAGAGCUGCAUCGUCGUCUGGCUGAUAUGGACACCCUUACUGCUACGCAAAAGAGUGAUAUUCAAACUCUAAAGGACCAGCUCGCGAUGAAAGCUGCAGAACAAGAGCGGGAGAUCCGACGCAAGGAACGACUGGAUAAAGAGAUCAAAGACGUAAAGAGUAAGUUGGAGAAGAAGACAACAGAGCAAGCUCAAGGCGCGACGGAGCUUACCCGCCUACAGACUCAAGUUGGAGCGCUUGAGAAGCAGCUCGCGGAGGCUCGUGGUACGAUGGACAAAUAUGUCCGCGACUAUGAGACGCUAUUCGGACGUACCCAGAAGCUCACAGAUCUGCUUAACGAGCAAAACGAUAAGACCAUGCAGCUUGAAGUGGAGCGACGCAACCUGGAGAACGAGCUCAAGACCCGACACGAUGAAAUCCACCGCGUGAAGCUCGAGAAGGGAACUGUGGAACGCAAACUGGACAAGGAGAAGCGGCUGUUGCAACAGCUUGAGCAGAAACUUGAGGGCGAACACACAGCCAAGAUCGUGCUGCAAACUCAGAUCAAGAGCAUGCAACACGACCUUGAUCAGGACAAGAUCAAUGAGGACCAUGCACGUACAGAGUUGGAGGCGUUGGAGCGAGAGAAAGCCAUGCAAAUCAAGCAGACUUUGAAGGCAGAAGGCAAGGUUCGUCGUGCACAGGAUGAGAUCAAGACCAACGAGCGCGUAGCCAAGAACUUGGAGCAAGAGUUGGCUGGAUUCAAGCUCGAAGCAGCGAAGCAGCGUAAGCUUAUUUACCAACUGGAAAAGGAACGGGAGAAGUAUGGCAUGGAAGCAGCAGAACAGCGUAAACUGUUCUUGCAAUCUGAAGAAGAGGGAAAGCUGAAGGAAAUGCGAAACCACGACUUGCAGAAGAAGGUCCACGAAGGAGAGACCAAGUUGAAGCAGCAACAACAGCUUUACGAGGCUGUACGCAGUGAGCGUAACCUGUACAGCAAGAACCUCAUCGAAUCGCAAGAUGAGAUCGCCGAGAUGAAGCGCAAGUUUAAGAUCUUGACUCAUCAGAUCGAGCAGCUCAAAGAAGAAGUUGCAGCCAAAGAUGUUGCGUUAGUCAAGGAGCACUUUGAUCACCAGAAGGUGGAGAAGCAAAAGGAACAACACAAGAGCGAACUUGCUCGCUUACGAGCUCUCCUGGCGGCAAACGAAGAAACGAUCAACAACCAGGACGCAGAGGUGCGCAAGCUCAGUACUCUCAUUCGGCGUAUGGACGAUGAGGCUCUGGAACAGCGUAAAGAGUACGACCAGGUUAUCAAUGAGCGCGACAUUCUAGGCACCCAGCUUAUCCGACGCAACGACGAGCUUGCACUUCUGUACGAGAAGCUCAAGAUUCAGCAGUCCACACUAAGCAAAGGAGAAGCUCAGUACCAAGAGCGACUGCAGGAUAUUCGCGUGCUGAAGUUGAAAGUGACAGACCUGAAGCGCGAGCUGUAUAUUGCCAAGCACCAAGUGGGUCAAGCUGAUGAAUUGAAGCGUGAAGUGUAUCAUCUUCAACGUGAACUGCUCCAGGAAAAAACGAAGGUAAAGGCUUUAUCGGAGGAACUAGAGAACCCCAUGAAUGUUCAUCGAUGGCGCAAACUCGAAGGAAGUGACCCAGCAACAUACGAGUUGUUGCAGAAGAUUCAGACUCUUCAAAAGCGACUUAUUCAAAAGACUGAGGAGGUCGUUGAGAAGGAACUCGUGAACCAAGAGAAGGAGAAACUUUAUCAGGAGUUGAAGGCGAUUCUAGCCCGACAACCAGGCCCUGAAGUUGCAGAACAGUUGAGCUGGUACCAACAGGUCGUUCGAGAAAAGGAGAAGCAGCUUAAGAGUUUGCUUAGUGAGCAGAAUAUGUUCCAAGCCAAGGAGCAUGAGCUCAAGUUCGAGAUUGAGCGUCUAGCGCGCGAGCUACAUGAAUUCAAGCGCAAAUACUACAAGAAAAAGCUCGAGGCCAAGAUGAAAGACAAACAACCUGUCAUCCUAGCCUCGAGGAACCAGCAGCAGACUCAAUUACCAAACAUCCCGAGUAAUAACAGCAGUAAAGCUAGUCGACCGAGUCCUGCUGAGCAACAACGACAACUAGCAAUCGCAGCAGCAAACCGCUUUGUAGGCGGUGGUUUUAGUCUCAACCAAUAG
This is a messenger RNA of Phytophthora nicotianae INRA-310, 2736 nucleotides long. RefSeq lists its product as hypothetical. The transcript has a single exon. NCBI's taxonomy places the organism in Eukaryota, Oomycota, Peronosporomycetes, Peronosporales, Peronosporaceae. Gene Ontology annotation, cellular component: cytoskeleton. The coding region runs from base 1 to 2736 and encodes 911 amino acids. The record is from RefSeq and is a predicted model, not a curated record.